GCUUUCGCUCAGUCUGUGAUCAAGUUCGGUUGCGUACAAGAUACGAGCCUCAGUCGGAAUAGUACAUUCGGUGGUUUGGUGAAUAAAAAGUAACAUAAAGUGAUCAAGAGAGCUGUUGUUCAGAGGAGUUAUGUGCAUUUAAUAUUUCUUAGUGAAGUUAUUCGGUGCUUGAAAUUGAUUUUAAAAAUGGCUAAUAUGGACAUUAAUGAGUUUCGUGAGUUCGGAAGAGCAGCCAUAGAUUUUGUUGCUGAUUAUCUGGAGAACAUCAGAGAAAGGGACGUCCUUCCAUCGGUAGAGCCGGGAUACCUACACGACCUUCUGGCAACGGAAAUGCCGGAACAGGGUGAAGACUGGAGAUCGAUUAUGGAAGAAUUCAAACGCACCAUCCUCCCUGGUUUGACACAUUGGCAGUCCCCACACUUUCAUGCGUUCUAUCCAUCGCAAACGUCCUAUUCGUCCAUAGUAGGCGAAACAAUCGCGGCUGGGCUCGGAGUGGUUGGCUUCAGCUGGAUAUGCAGUCCUGCGUGUACAGAACUGGAAGUCAUCAUGAUGAACUGGAUUGGCAAGCUGUUGAAUCUUCCGCAAUGUUUCCUCAAUUGCGACGGUGGAAACGGCGGUGGUAUCAUUCAAGGUUCAGCCAGUGAAUCCACUUUUGUAGCGGUUCUUGUUGCUCGGGAGCAAGCUGUACGCAGACUAAAACUAGAACAUCCAGAACUAACGGAGGCGGAAAUUCGUGGUCGGUUGGUUGCAUACACCAGUGAUCAAAGUAACAGUUCAGUGGAAAAAUCUGGUAUAUUGGGUGCCAUAAAGAUGAGGCUAUUACCUGCGGAUGAUGAUUGUGUUCUAAGGGGAAAAACUCUGAUCAAAGCCGUCGAAGAAGAUAAGGCGAAUGGCUUGUUUCCUGUUAUAAUGGUCGCGACGCUUGGAACGACCGGUACAUGUGCUUAUGAUAAUUUGGAAGAAAUCGGCCCGUACUGCAAUGACAACAACAUGUGGCUCCAUGUAGAUGCAGCAUACGCAGGUGCUUCUUUUUGUCUUCCAGAAUAUGCUUGGAUUAAGAAAGGACUCGAAACGGCAGACUCAGUUAUCUUCAACUUGCACAAGUGGCUAUUCGUAAACUUUGAUUGUUGUGCCAUGUGGUUCAAGGAUGCCGGAAAGAUCACCGAAGCAUUUAGCGUCGAUCGUAUUUAUCUGCAGCACCAAUAUCAAGGUCAAAGCAAGGCACCUGAUUACCGUCAUUGGCAGAUCCAACUUGGUAGACGAUUCCGUUCCCUGAAAGUGUAUAUCACUCUUAAAACUAUGGGUGCCGAAAAAAUACGUAGUCUGAUUCGAUUCCACAUAAGUCUGGCGCAAAAAUUCGAACAGUAUGUUCGCACUGAUAACAGGUUCGAAGUAACAUCAUCCACACUGGCACUGAUCUGUUUCCGCCUUAAGGGAGAGGAUAGUCUCUCAAAAGAACUGCUGGAUAACAUCACCAAGCGUAAGAAAGUUUUCAUGAUUCCAGCCACCUACCAGGGCAAGUUCAUCCUACGAUUCAUGAUUGCCGGGAUCGAUCCACAACCGGAGGAUAUUGAUUACGCCUGGAAUGAGGUGAAAACGCAAACGGAUUUAUUGCUGGGAGUGGACAACAACGCCAACAGCUUGUCCAUUAAAGAUAUAAUGCAACAAGAGGUGUUUGAAAAAGAGAAACCAAUAGAAAAAGUUACUGAAAGUCUCAGCGGAAUCAUGGUAGCAAACGAGAAAGCACAUUAGACGGAGAUUGAUAUGUUAGAAAUUAAUGAUGACGUUUCGUAGCACUUCUUUUCCUUCAGGUGUAUAAUUUUGAUUUUUGUAGGUAAGUUUUCUUGCAAGUUUACGAACGAAAUUAAUAAAAA
Messenger RNA from Wyeomyia smithii (pitcher-plant mosquito), 1874 nucleotides. RefSeq names its product 3,4-dihydroxyphenylacetaldehyde synthase (gene amd). The transcript has 3 exons. NCBI's taxonomy places the organism in Eukaryota, Metazoa, Arthropoda, Insecta, Diptera, Culicidae. Gene Ontology annotation, molecular function: pyridoxal phosphate binding; aromatic-L-amino-acid decarboxylase activity. The record is from RefSeq and is a predicted model, not a curated record. The coding region runs from base 187 to 1752 and encodes 521 amino acids. Gene Ontology annotation, biological process: catecholamine metabolic process; amino acid metabolic process.